Vigna unguiculata (cowpea) is the source of this 1502-nucleotide messenger RNA. Its product is annotated as 1-aminocyclopropane-1-carboxylate oxidase homolog 12-like. NCBI's taxonomy places the organism in Eukaryota, Viridiplantae, Streptophyta, Magnoliopsida, Fabales, Fabaceae. The record is from RefSeq and is a predicted model, not a curated record.
UCACACAUUCAUUUUUUUAUUGUCCAAGUGUGAGAAAAUUGUGAAGUUUGGACCAUUGACUUAUCACAGUAUCCUCCAUUAUUGACUUACUUUCAAGCUCAUCUUCAAGCUUUAGCUGUUUCACAGUGUUGCUUGGUUCUUCUUGAUUCAUCCACUCACUCUCCCAGAUCCAAUUUCACACUACAAUUAACAGGAAAAUGGGAACAGCAACUGAGUCAGACUUUGAUUAUGUUCUGAGUGAAAGAAAAGCAUUUGAUGAAACAAAAGCUGGAGUCAAAGGGCUUGUUGAUGCAGGUUCCAAGAAGGUUCCAAGCAUAUUCCAUCACCCACCUGAGAAAUAUGAGAAAAAGGUCUCAAAUUUAACCAACACAAGCCAUGUUAUUCCAGUCAUAGACCUUGCAGAGCUUCACAAGGAUGCAAGCAAACGCCAAGGGCUGGUUGAGAUAGUGAAGGAAGCAUCUCAAACAUGGGGUUUCUUUCAGGUGAUAAAUCAUGACAUCCCUGUGAGUGUUCUUGAGGAGAUGCAAAAUGGGGUCAAAAGGUUUCAUGAACUUGAUGCUGAACACAAAAGGGAAUUCUAUUCACGAGAUAGAACAAAACCCUUUUUCUAUAACAGCAAUUUUGAUCUGUAUGGCUCACAGGCAGCACUCAAUUGGAGGGACACUUUUAAGUGUUUGUUGUACCCUGAUCCCCCCAAACCAGAAGAAAUUCCAGCAGUAUGCAGGGUAUCCCUUGUUGAUGAAUCUCACAAAAAGGGUUUGAAGGGUUUGAUCUUCAAAGAAUUUCAUAAGGCCAAUUUACAGCAUAUAAGUAGAGACAUAUUGCUGGAUUACAGGAAAUACAUAAUGAAGCUUGGGAUUUUACUGCUUGAGUUGUUUUCAGAAGCUUUGGGUCUGAAUCCAAACUAUCUCAAAGAUAUGGGAUGUGCUGGGAGAGUGUUUGGUCUUUGCCAUUAUUAUCCUGCAUGUCCUGAACCAGAUUUGACCAUGGGAACCACCAUGCAUUCUGACAAUGAUUUCUUCACAAUCCUUCUCCAGGAUCAUAUUGGUGGUCUCCAAAUAAGAUGCAAUGACAAGUGGAUUGAUAUGAACCCUGUACCUGGUGCUUUGGUCAUUAAUAUUGGAGACUUUUUGCAGUUUAUAACAAAUGAUAGAUUGAAGAGUGCUGAACACAGAGUGCUUUCAAAUCAUGUUGGUCCAAGAAUCUCAGUUGCAUGCUUUUUCAGCCCAAGUGCUGAGGCAUCCUCAAAGCCUUUUGGACCUAUAAAGGAACUGUUAUCUGAACACAAUCCUCCCAAAUAUAGGGAAACUACAUUUGCUGACUAUGAAGCCUUCUUUAUUGCAAAAGGACUUGAUGGUACCAGUGCUCUUGCACCUUAUAAGAUUUGAACUGUGAAAAUGUAUCAGAAACUGCAUCUUAUCAGAUUUGAACUAGGAAAUGUAUCAGAAACAAAUAAGUUACAAUAAAUAAAAAUGAUUGCUCAAUCUGAUAUGACUUUAUAA